Molecule: messenger RNA, 1211 nt
Organism: Prunus mume (Japanese apricot)
Lineage: Eukaryota; Viridiplantae; Streptophyta; Magnoliopsida; Rosales; Rosaceae
Source: RefSeq, a predicted model, not a curated record
AUGUUACUAGAAACCACAUGUGGGCGUGGCCAGUCCAUCUUUGCCUUCCUUGCUCCACCCCGGGCUAAUGAAGUGAGGGUCAAAAUCAAAUAUACCGCACUUUAUCACACUGAUGUCUACUUUUGGGAAGCCAAGGGCCAGACACCACUCUUCCCCCGAAUAUUCGGUCAUGAAGCGGCUAAAGUUGUUGAGAGUGUUGGGGACGGCGUUAAAAACCUCAAGCCCGGGGAUCAUGUGCUUCCAGUUUUCACGGGUGAGUGUGGGGAUUGCAUGCAUUGCAAGUAUGAGGGAAGCAAUAUGUGUGACCUGCUGAGAAUCAAUACAGAUAGAGGAGUUAUGAUUGGUGAUGGGAAACAAAGGUUUUCCAAGAAUGGGACUCCUAUUAAUCACUUUCUUGGCACAUCCACCUUCAGUGAAUAUACAGUCAUCCAUGAAGGCUGCCUUGCCAAGAUCGAUCCGUCAACACCUUUAGACAAAGUCUGCAUCCUCAGUUGUGGUGUCUCAACAGGAUUAGGUGCUACUCUGAAUGUGGUAAAACCAAAGAAGGGAUCUUCAGUUGCUGUCUUUGGACUUGGGGCGGUUGGCCUGGCAGCUGCUGAAGGUGCAAGAAUUUCUGGGGCAUCAAGGAUUAUUGGGGUUGACUUGAAUCCCAAGAGGUUUGAGGAAGCCACGAACUUUGGAGUAAAUGAGUUCAUGAACCCAAGGGACCAUAUCAAGCCAGUGCAAGAGAUUAUUGCUGAGAUGACGAAUGGUGGAGUCGACAGAAGCGUAGAGUGCUCCGGCAACAUUAAUUCAAUUAUCUCCGCUUUCGAAUGUGUUCAUGAUGGUUGGGGUGUAGCCGUGCUUGUGGGAGUGCCAAGCCCAGAUGCAAUCUUCAUGACUAAGCCGAUUAAUGUGCUGAAUGAAAGGACGCUUAAAGGAACAUUUUUUGGGAACUACAAACCUAGGACAGACCUUCCCUCUGUUGUGGACAUGUACAUGAACAAGGUAGAGAAGUUCAUAACUCAUCGAGUUCCUUUCUCCGAGAUCAACAAAGCCUUUGAUUACAUGGUGAAGGAGGAAGGAUUGCGAUGCAUCAUUAGCAUGGAAGAGAAGCUGCUAUCAGUUCAUAAUUAAACUUCAAUAAGUUUCUUUGAUGAACAGCUUUAAGUAUUGAACGAAGUAUGCACUUUCACACUGCUUAAGCAAUAUUUUGUGUAAACUGACAUGGA